GUGGUUAAACACAAGUAUUAGUUUAAAUAUAUGAAAACACUUACGAUUUUGUUUUUGGCCAUUUCAUCUAAACGUUGCUUUUUUAUGCUUCAUUGAUUUUUGUGUACACUUGCUUUACCUGUGUUGAAUAAAAACGAACAAAACCAAUAAAAAAAAAUAUAUUUUUUUUUGGCGUUGGUUUUUAUUUUCUAUAAGUUUAUCUUGUUUUUUUUUUACUUUUUAAGGACUACUUUCAACGUUGUUCAAUGAGCGCUUCUGAAGUCCUAGCAAGUCCGUUUGCACCUUUUUCUCGACCUACUGGCGUAGGUAGUUAUAACCAGAGUACUAACUUCACAGCUUACCCUCAAAGACCUCAGAGCAUGAACAAUUCUCAUCUUCAUAAUGGAAUGCCUCAGAGAGCAGGUUUGAAGUUCAGAAGGCGAACCGAGGCUGUAAACUGGCGUCUCCUAGCUGGAGUUGACAUCGAUCGAAUUACAGAAGAGACGGAUUUCGGAAGUCUGCAGCAAAAUUUGCUCCAUGUCACCUUCUGCAAUAUAGACUCUGAAGUGGACUGGCGUUAUGGAGUAGAUCCCAAUUUGAUCAAAUUGUUCAAAUUGUCGCAACUUAUCUCGGAGUAUCUCUUACAUUCACAGGAGUAUCUGACGGAAACUAUCAAUUUCCUGGAGCUGAAAUGUAAGAAACUACAACAGCUCAAUGACUCAUUGGGAAGCAGAUGUGAUAAACAGGAGGGUGAAGUUAUGGAGUUGAAGAAGGAGGCGAAAAAGAAGAAGCAGUUCAUUAAGGAGUUGCAGGCCAAGAUAGCUGCAGGCGCCCAGCAGUACUUUCCCUGUUCGAUCUGUGAGAAGAGUUUUAUGUCGGACUACUUCUUGCAACAACACACCCAGAGGAGACACCCCGAGGCACUCAAACCCAGUCCUCGGCUAGAGGGGGACACCCACAGUGACCGGGUGGGGGAGCUGGAGAGAGAACUGACUACUUUGAAGGAGAGACUGAAUAACACAGAGUUGUCCCUUGAAAGAGCUAGAAACGACAGUUUCUUGAAGGAGCAGAUCGAGUUGCUCAAAACAACUACUCUUGCCAAUAUAUCUGAAGGUCAAGUGUUGAAGAACGGUCACCAAGGUGGGGGUCAACAGGAGGUCAGCUCUUUCCAGGAGAAGAUUCUGCUGCAGUUGAGCGAGCUGCAGACUAAGUAUGCAGAAGCACAAGUGGCAUUGGCCAAUCAGAACAGCAGACCUCAAAAAGCGACCAAUGGUUACAAUGAUGAUGAAAUGCGAGAACUGGCGCUCUAUCAGGAGAAGCUUCGCAGACUCGAAGUCGAAAAUGAAUCUCAGCGGCUCCUGUUGGAAAGAGUUCAAAACACGAGUCGCCACGAAAUCGUCCAAAAUGACAUUUCCGACCACUCCUCAUCAAGAGACAAAAGAAAACCGAAAAUUCGCUCGGUGCCACAGCAAUCUACACCUAAAGCUCAGAAAAGCGAUAGGCACAUAGGCCGAAACGGUGACAGUGACGAGUUUGACGGAAGAGUGAGUUCUUGGCGCCAAGAGCACGCAGUUGAGUCGCCGGCGGCUAAGCAUCCAGAUAGUCGGCUAAUUAUGUCUUCGGCUGUUCAGAAUUUUAAUGAACCAGAUUUUGCUGAAGUGGAACCUGUCGAAACAUCGACUGCUCUCAACACAACUACUGUUGCAGUAUCGUCAGAAGUGUCGCGUCAAAAAAACCCAAAAGAAUCCACAAAGGGUUCUAAAAAAGCGCCCGAAGUUCAAGACUUCAGUCCCAAAUCCGACCUAAACGUCGGCAAUUCAAAAGUUGCUGCAGCAAAAAAGCCGAUAGACGACUUGGUCGAAUGGUACAAAUCAACUCGUAGACCUAAUUUAGCCUCCUAUCAUGACCUCAAAAAAGUAGCGGAUGGUAACUUAGCUUCUUCGAGUGGAGAUAGGAAGCGAAAAAAGGUCAACUUCGAUGAGCAAAGUGAAGAAAGCAGAAAUGAGGUGGAAAUCCCUGCGACCUUCAGUCGAUCUCAGCGUCUUGCGGGAGCCCUAGAAAGUGACCCCAGGAUUCUGGCCAACUUGAGACCUGAGAUGGAAAAUAUCAUGGCCAAGGAACUGAAGAAACUAGGGAUUCCAGAGGAUUCAGAUAGGAUUUCUUCGAAGACUCUCAGCUCGAAACUUAGAAUUCUUGGAGAACAGAGGGCGCAAUCGUACAAGGGAAGAGAUCUAAGUCGAUUGAGGGCGGAGUAUUCGAAGGAUAUUGACGAAAUUGCGAGAGAAAAGCUACAGAAACUAGGAAAGUUUCGACCGGAGAUGAAAGGCUUGACUGCUGAAAACAUGCCACUAGAUGCAAACAGUUCAGAACAUACCCGCAGAAGUCCUGGUGCCAAGCGAGUUCUGUUUGAUGGACAGAAAAACACAAAUAAAGUUGUGACUCCGCAAAGAGUUUCGGCUAAAACUGUUGGUUCGCAACCAGAAUCCGCCCCAAAUGUUCGUCCGAGUUCGGCUGUCAGACCCGAGAGUAAAACCCGAUUUAAAGACCUCAUUUCAGACGACUUGAGUUUCUCCGAGUCCGAACGAGAAGUGUCCUCGCCGAAACGAGCCCAGACUCUUUCCGUAACAUCAUCAGUCGGAAAGACAAUGACAACAGUCCCGCAAGCGGCUGUUCGGAAACAGGUGGCUGGGGGUGGAAUGGAGGUUGUCGGAAGCGGAGGCGAUGCAGGCGGAGGAGGAGUGUCAUCGCGUGGAGGAGUGGGUAUAAACAGAAGUCUUUCGAGUGGUUCGGAGAAAUUCAGACCUCAAACGAAUGGACUUGUCAAUGGAGGCGCAUCAGCCGGAAUUGUGGCAACAUCCACCUUGUUGGACGAGAGUGAGGAAGAUUCGGACUGGGACAAAAGCAUUGAGAUGGCAAACAUGAUGCCUGGUCCGUCUCCUAAGCCUCGUGCGACCAAUCAGAAUGCUUCGUUUGGAUCAACCAAUGGCGUCCAAGCUGCGGCAAGGAAUCUAGAAUCUAAGCUACUCGCUCGGCCGUCAAGUGCGGGCAAGAUAGCGGGGUCAGUUGAUGUCGGCAUGGGAGCCGGAGGAGGAGCAGGGGUUCGAAGUCAUCACCAACAGGGCAACCCUAACAGGAGUGGAGGAGGAGGCAAUGGGGGGUCAGCACUUGGGACGGCGGACAGUGACAGCAGUGAGCCAUUCACCGAUGAUGACGUCAGCAAAAACAACAGCUCAGCGGCUCAUGCUCCAGUGUCUAAAGCCAGAGAUGGGGGAUCGAACCCAGUGCCUGUCAUGUCGAGUACACUGCGAACCGAAAGUAACAACGGAAACGCAUCAAACAGGACGGCGGCGACGCUACCUUCUCAUAAAACACCCAACUUUUCGAGAGAUAAGCCGACUGUAAACUCUUCAAUGACAGCUACUAACCGAGGGAGUAUGGUAUCAGUCACUUCAUACGACUCAGACUUGUCCGAUUUCAGUUUCUAGAGAUCAUUCUCAUGUAAAGAUUAACAAAAAGAACCCAUAUGCACAGAAAAAUCCAUGGAGCAGGAAAAAUUCACGCUGAGAAAAAAGAUCAGACGCCACGUGAAUAAACGAAAAUGUUCACGUAAAUACAUGUAUUAGAGUUGAUGUUAAAGCCUCUCUUAAUGCCAUCAAAAUAAGGCUAAAACGGUUUCUGAAAAGUGAAAAAUUUAACCUUUUUGUUUACUUAGACCUUUUUUCUACGAAGCUGCCAUCCUGGUUUCGUCAUUCUUUUUUUGGGCUUUAUUAUUUUUUAAAACAAAAACAACAUUUGGUUUUAAAAAUGGGUCAUGUUUAAUGGAUGUUUUCAUGGCUAUGGGGAAUGCGCUUUUGUGGCUAAAGUUUUGGUUUCAAUUAGCAAUCAUGUAAACCCAUAUUUUGAAUGAAACUUUACUUCAAAGUAUUGGCAAAAAUGUUUGUCUUAUUUUGAAUGGUUGUCGUAUGACAAAGUAUGUUUCGAAUGUCCAGUUCGUAAUUAUGUAAAUAUGUUAACUUGAUUUCUGUUGAAGGUUUGUUCCAUAUCUCUCAACUGUUCACUGAUUCAAAUUUGCAAUUACAAAAUAAUAAUUUUUUUAUAAACAAUGUUUUAGUAAAUAAACUUUGAAAACUAAA
Symsagittifera roscoffensis is the source of this 4112-nucleotide messenger RNA. RefSeq names its product cilium assembly protein DZIP1L-like. The coding region runs from base 246 to 3464 and encodes 1072 amino acids. Gene Ontology annotation, cellular component: cytoplasm; ciliary basal body. Gene Ontology annotation, biological process: cilium assembly. The transcript is spliced from 19 exons. NCBI's taxonomy places the organism in Eukaryota, Metazoa, Xenacoelomorpha, Acoela, Convolutidae. The record is from RefSeq and is a predicted model, not a curated record.